This is a messenger RNA of Cydia splendana, 8524 nucleotides long. RefSeq lists its product as uncharacterized. NCBI's taxonomy places the organism in Eukaryota, Metazoa, Arthropoda, Insecta, Lepidoptera, Tortricidae. The transcript has 4 exons. Gene Ontology annotation, cellular component: cytosol; plasma membrane; cell junction. Gene Ontology annotation, biological process: peptidyl-tyrosine dephosphorylation; signal transduction. Bases 288 to 4922 code for a protein of 1544 amino acids. The record is from RefSeq and is a predicted model, not a curated record. Gene Ontology annotation, molecular function: protein kinase binding; protein tyrosine phosphatase activity.
CGCUAGCAACAUUAUUUGCUUUUGUUGUCCCGAAAGAAAAAUGGCUGACUAGCUGAACGUCAAAACUUCGACGAAUAGUGCUUACGAUAGAAACGAGCAAAUUUAGUAUAAAAUUUGCCAAAUAUACGAAAGUUUCGUGAUAGUGGAGUAUUGUGGUGCCAAAAAACAAGUGUUUCGUGCUAACAAAUAGUUGACUAUUGUGUUAAAAAGCGUUCGAAACUGCAAGGAUUGACGAUAAUAACGUCAAUGCACCAUGUGAGCGUCGCACUAGUGCGGGCCGCGGCGGCAUGUGGGCUCCCGCCGCGGCCGGCGCGGGCGCCGCGCUCGCCGCGCUGCUGGCGCUGCUGGCUCUGCGUGCGUGCCGACACACCAAGCGGCACAAGCAAGUGCACGUAGUCCGCCUCGCGCCCCGCCCGCCCCGCGCCGCGACCUCCCACGCGCACCCGCACCUCUACCCCGCGCCUCCCCCUCCCCCUCCCCCUCCCCCGCACCCUCCCCCUCCCCCACCCCGCGCCGAGGCCCGCCCGCUCCACGCGCCGGCCGACGACGACAAGGCUCCCCCUCCACAAAUAGUCAUAGUCCCCAACACCUCCCAGGACCAAAUCCCCGGUCCCUCCGAGCCCUACAGGGGCCCCAAGAUACCCCUUCCUGAACAGUGGCUCAUAAAGAAACCUUUCGACUACAAAUACUCGAACAUCCCCCGACCCCUAGUCCAGAUCGAGUCGGAUUUGGGAAGCGAGUUGACGCAAGAAUCUCGAGCGAAGAAAUAUAGCGCGACGCGCUCGCCUUCGCUCGAAAAAGACGAGAAAAGUCCGUUCUUAACGAGGGGACCCGACGAGGUGUUCGGAUUUGACGCGGAAGUCGUUAAAAAAAUUAACGAAACUGAGGUCGAGAUAGACGUAGAUAUGGAUAAGCCUGUCACUCCUAAAGAGGAGAGGAGCGAUAUGUCACCGAGUAAUUUACGCCGCUUUAGGUCCGUCAGCACGAGACUGAAUAUAUGCAGUGUCAACGAAACCCCUCAUCUAGAAGGACAGCAGGAGAGACUAGAAAUGCAGAACUCCCCGAGAGUUCUCGACUGCUCCGCGAAAGAUAAGUCAAAAUUCGACUUCUCGCCCAAACUUUUAGCUGACAGCAUGACCUCUCCUAGAUUCUUCACGCCUCCCGAAGCGGUCUCGCCUAUGUUCUUCGCCGAACCUUCGCCUAAAUCUGUCUACUACGACACCGUUAGGUCUCCUAAAUUCUUCCCCGAAACGCCUAAAGAGGCCGAUGUUCCACAGUCACCCAGGACUCUUGGGGAUCAUUUAAAUAGAAAUGCUCCAGAGAAACCUAGCUCACCUAGAGUGUUGAGCGCGAGACCUAGCCCUAAAAUCCAUAGCUGCAACAAGGAGAAUUAUUUCACAUUCGACGCAGCCUUGCUGGAAGAGGGUGCUGCUAGAAUGUCUCCAAGACCUAGACGAUAUGGCGGGAGAAACUCUUUAGAAAAGGAAAGAUAUACUCCUCCAGCGGACAAAGAAGCCAGGCGAUAUCGCAGACACAAUAGUUGCGAUACAAACUACAAAAAUAUAGAACUUAAUAUAUCAAAAUGCGAGGAAACUGAAGAGGUUAAUAAAGAUGUAGUAGAUUGCUGUGCCAAAAUGGAAACAUUAGAAAUAGAAACGAAAGAAGAGCGAAACGAAUUGACCCCUAAUCCGAACACCGCGCAAGCCAGACGACAGAGACUUAAAUCGAUAUCUCUAGACUCCGACAACGCUAAGAUUAUUGAACAGAAUCUUGGCCUGCCCAUAGCUAAACAGAUGAAAGACCAAAUGAAUGAAGCUUAUAAGAAUGAUGUGAGCGCCUCAUGUGAAAGCAUGGAAAGGCAUCUCAAAACACCGCCGUCAGAUCAACCUGUGUUUAAAUUUGAGGAAGAACCAGUAAAGGAUAAAACCUCAGAAGAGGACGAACCGAAGAGUCCUGACUUAAAGAAGAAAACUUUACGCCAAAGCUCAGAUACACAAUCCUUUUUAGAUAUGCCCAGAUUUUCGCCAAAGGAAUUCGAAAUUACAAUUACUACGGAAGAAGGUUCGACAUCACCAGCAGAAACUCAAACGAAACGAAAAGGAAAGAACUUAAGAAAUCUAACAAUCGAUCUGACCAAACGGGAUAGCGAUUUGGAAAAAGAGCUAUUAGAAUUCGAAAAGUUAUACACUAACGCUGAAGAAAAGAAGGUGAAAACGCCUACUCUGAAAGUGAAAGCGACUUCUUUAGAUUCCUCUGAAUCUGUAAAUUUAUCGUUGCCACAGAAGAAAACUUUGGACGUCCCGCAGAAUUCUAUAUCAGUACCUAACACGCCGAAACGACAGUUGAUAAGGAUUUUAGCCCAGAAGAACAUAAAACUUGAGUCAGGGUCUAAAAGCGCGGAGCAACGCCGGCUUUACAUGAAAGGCCAAGACAGUGGCAUCUUUUUGCGUGAACACCAUGCGAAUCUGAUGCUAUACCAGCCCGGCCUGUCUCGAAGAACUAUGGGCUCUUUUGACGAAAACAUGUCAGACUUCGCCGAAAACCCGCCAGAAAUCAAUGUGUCAGGACCGAGCUAUCACCAGGAAUCCGGACAAACUUUAGGCUCAAACCUUCUCAACUAUAAGCAGAACCUAAGCGUAUCGAGCACUAAUUUAAAAACAUUGCCCGAAGGCGUCACUUCUGACGAUUUCGAACCAAGUGAGGAGGAUGAAAAAUUAGCCAAGAAACUUCAUAGAAGGAACUCUAACCAGAGUUUGAUGCUCAGUACGCAUAGCUUGCAGAGUUCAAACUGUUCUUUAAAUAGCUCCGGAGCUUCAUGCCAUAACUUAACGACUGUUAGAACAAGCAUGUCGAAUUUCAGCUUGACCUCAGAUAGCAGAAAGAAACUGUCUUUAGAUCGGAGAGAUUCAAAUACUUCAAUAAAUGCGGAACAUCUCACACCAACUACUAGAGUAAUCUGCUCAUCAAAUACCAAUGUGUCUGGAGAAUCCAAGAACUGCUUAUUACAACGAAGGGGCUCCAACAACAGCCUAACUUUAAAUAUAUUGCCAAAUAACUCUUUAAGCAGACAUUCUAGCAACAGUUCUUUAAAUAAAGACGCGAAACUAGGCCAAAAGAAAGGGCUCCUUGAACGGAGAAGCUCAAAUACUUCGCUUACUUUAAACAUUAACAACUCAAACCCCCAGUUAUCCGUGAACCGGAGCCUUAGUAUAUCUAACUAUAAUCUCAACGGCUCCACAUGCAAUUUGAGCCGGUAUAACAGUAACCAAAGCAUUGAUAACCCUCCAGAGAAAAAGGGAAUUUUAGAAAGAAGAAGUUCAAAUACGUCUUUGACUUUAAAUAUCCAGCCGCAAGAACCAAGAGACAUAGAAAUUGAUGAGCGUCUUAUAGAUAGUAAUCUAAAGGAGCUCCCACAUAGAGAUAAACAUAGAAAAUCUCUUAGCACGGAAAACUUAAUACCAAUGUCUUAUAAAACACGCAUGCGGCGAACUGGAGAGAACAAAUGCGUUGGAUUCGGUUCACAUGACAAUCUAUGGUCAAACUCUUAUAGCACUGAUGAAUGCCCUCAAAAUUUAACAUAUGUCUGUGGAGACCAAGAAAACGAGAUUAUAUACGCUUUCGGCAGACAGGAGGAUCCAAAUUUCCAGCAAGGAUUCGUUAGAAACAUCACAACUAAACCUUUAAGUCCACAGAGUACGUCUGAAGACUUUAGACUUUAUUUGGCAAAUAUGCAGCAUCUACAAAACGCGUCGAGCGUAUUAACCAGACAACAAUUAAGAGAUUUAAAUGAUGUAUUUCAGAACGGUUAUUCGAAAGUUAAAUGCCAUAGUACGAUAGAAGGGCAGCAUUGCUGUUCUAAUAAAGUUGAUGCCGAUUUGACAAAGGAAAACCCUCAGAUGUUGAUACCUGACGUAUCGCAUCCCUGUUCGGAAUAUCAGAAAACUUUACUAAGGAAUUUACAUCAGGAGUUUUGGGACAUGCCGACAAACUUUCAGGAGAAGCCUAUAGUUUCUGGGUCUCAUCCGAAGAAUAGAUAUAAGACUAUUUUGCCGAAUGAACAUUCGAGGUUCAUACUGAAAUCUGAUGCGGCGAUGGCUGGCGAGGGAUACAUUAAUGCUAAUUUUAUUAAGGGGCAUGAAUACACCAAGAACUGCUACAUCGCCACCCAAGGCCCUCUCCAGAACACGGUCUACGAUUUCUGGAAGAUGGUGCAUCAGAACAGCUCCCAUAAUACCUCCCAAGGCAUCCAAAAAGUGGUCAUGCUCACAAACUUCAUAGAAAACAAUCGACAGAAGUGCGAAAAAUACUUCCCGCUAGAAAUAAACGAAGAAAUGGUAUUCGAAUGUCCAGAUUCAGAAGUGGGAUCGAGUUUCAAAAUCAAAAAUACAGGUCUUAUCAAAAAGCCUGGUUAUACUAUUAGGAACUUAAAUGUGUGUUGUGAAAAUGAAUCAGUGACGGUGUACCAUUAUUGGUUCCACAAUUGGGCGGACCAUAAGUGCCCUAAAGAUGUGAACGCGCUUUUAAAUUUAAGUUUAGACGUUUUAAAAGAAACUACGUACAAUUUUGAUGAUAGUGAUUUGUGUCAGUGUGUGAGUCCGAAGAAGGAUUCUAAGUUUGUGUUUCCGCCUUCGGAUGACUCUGUGGAUGUGAGUGUAAGUGUAUCGACUCCUAUAGACUUUAGUAAAGAAAAUAUGUCACCGGCAACCAUAAUUCACUGUUCAGCAGGCAUUGGUCGUACGGGGUGUCUUAUAGCUAUCCUGAACGGGAUAAAACAACUAAGUAUAGAACAGAAGGUAGAUGUGCUGGGUAUAGUUUGCAAUAUGAGGUUGAAUCGAGGUGGUAUGGUCCAGAAUUCUGAACAAUAUGAGCUCAUACAUAAAGUACUAUGCGUUUUUGAACAGACAUGCUUACCAAGCUUAUAGCUGGAGAUUUUAUAGUUGAAUGUAAGCAACGAUUGGAUGUUUCAUGAUUUGUCUAGACUUUGUCAUAAUGAACUAAGAGUUGUUGUGAAAUGGAUUAUUGCUGUUACACGCGAAUAUAUCUUAACGGACGAACCGCUCAAAAAGAACUAUACAUGUCCUAUUUGGGGUUUGUCUACAAAAAGUAAAUGUUCCCAAAAGUCACGCUGCUUUUGAUUAGCCAAAUAGGCAAAACGAUGUACAAAACGCAAAGUACCCUCAAAACUAGUACUUUUUUAAAAUAAAUAUACCAGUGAAGUCACUGUUGAAAAUAGCUUACAAUUUCACAGUAAACUAAACCUUAUUACUGAUGCAUUAAGGUUGAAUAUAUACAGAGUUGUUAGAAGUAUAAGCCGUUUUGGAGAGAGACUUCUCAGAGCAUACUUUUUGUCAUAAAAAUAUUCGUUUCAGCUUCUUAGUCCAGUCAAUGAGGCUGUUGGAAUUUCAAAUCAAUUUUCAAUAUUAUUGCGCGAGAUAGCAAGUACACUGCCAAUAAAAUAUUUUACUUAAUGAAUUUAAUUAGUAUUUUUUAAAUUAUAAAAUAUACCUAUAACUAUCAAAAUCCCAUUUAAUGUUCUUACAUACCUAACAUCUUUUAAUACAAAAAAAAAACUCAAAAUAUAACCUAACCUAUCAUCACCUACCUACCAUCUUAAAAUACCUACCAUCAUCUUAAAAUAUAACCUAACAUAAUUAUAAUGGUUUGUUGAAUUUUUUAAAAUGAUGAGAGGUUAAAAAAGUGCUAAUAUUGUGGUUACAACCAUUCAUGAGCGGUUAGGGCGAACUACAAAAAUUGUACGUAAUUAAGCGUCGUUUAGGACUUUUGUGUUCCAUUGUGUUACGAAAAUUAACCAUGUAAAUUGUAUUGAGUUUGUUAUACUUAAUUCACACAAGAAACUAAUAGUAAUUUGUGGUUAUUAAACUAAUUAUGUGCAUACAGUAUAAUUAAUUUAAUGAGUUAGAAUAGCAUGGAAAGUAUAAUUAUAGGAGAUUUUUUUAAAUCCCACACCUUCAUUGACUGGACUUAUUUGAGGAACUCAAGGGAAAAUAGUGCUUAUUUAUAUGGGAUAAGACUCAUUUUCCUACCACUUACAUCAUCAGUUAAUGGUUAAACAGUCAUUGGAAUACAAUGAAGGUGAUUGCAUUCUCAUUGUCAAUGUACUGGGUAUGUUCAUGUUUUUUUUUACGAUGCUUGUAGAUAAAGGAAAAGUCGAAACACCGGCCAAGUGCGAGUCGGAGUCGCGCACGAAGGGUUCCGUGCCGUUACGCAAAAAACGGCAAAAAAAUCACGUUGUAUAGGAUACUUAAAUAUUUAUGUUAUUCUGUUUUUAGUAUUUGUUGUUAUAGUGGCAACAGAAAUACAGCAUCUGUGAGAAUUUCAACUGUCUAGCUAUCACGGUUCUUGAGAUACAGCCUGGUGACAGACAGUGUAGUCUUAGUACUAGGGUCCCGUUUUUACGAUCGUUUUUGAGACUAGAUCACGUAACUCGUUGGUUUUUAACUCCCGACGCAAAAAGAGGGGUGAUAUGUUUGACGUCAAUAUCUGACUGCGUAGGGUUUUUUUUUUAUUUAAAUGGAUUUGGACAGAUUUGACACUGGUAUAACGGUUUAACCGGUUAACCCCGGGUUAGUGGGAUGGUGCGAGUGGCGCUAAGUGGCAUAAGUAGUCUGCAGUCAAGCAAAAAAAAACAUCGUAUUAAAUGUGCGCAUUACGGAACCCUUGGCGCGCGAGCUCGACUCGCACUUGGCCGGUUUUCGUGAAUAACCUCCAUUGACGCAAUCGGCGGUAAACAUGGCAUCCUCAAGUUGGCCGUAGUCGGGUAAACAAGCGGUUACUGUUUGCUUCUACUUUAUGAGUUUAUGACGAUGUAUUUGCUGGACAAUUUAUUCAAGUGUCACAGUGAAAAUAUGCAGUCAAAUGACCAUUUUUAUAGGUUGUUUUUAAAAAAAUGAUAAGUUCAUUCAAUUUGAAACCAAUCGUAAUUUGGAAAGUGAGUUUAUUUAUUUAUACUUUAUUGCACAAAAGAAAAAGUGUACAAAAGGCUAACUUAAUGCCAUGAGGCGUUCUCUACCAGUCGAACUUAGGGCAAAGCAGAAAAGAUUGUAGGCGGAUCAGAAAUAAUUUGGAACUCUUAGGUAGUGUAUAAAAGUUCAGUGUAUACUGUGGAAUAUGUACAAAAAAUUGUAUGCUUUAAGUAUGCCCAGGGCCACAUGCACCAUCCCACUAACCCGGGGUUAAGCGGUAAACCAUGGUAAUUCCAGGUUUAACCGGUCAACCCCGGGUUUGUGAAUUAAUGAAAGAAAGAAAAUACAUUUAUUUACGCCAAACCAGUUAAAUUACAAACAAGACAUACUCGUAGAUCAGUACGGAUAUGAUGGUCGUUCUUGUCUACGUGACAGCGUGAUAAAACAGUGUCCGUCACUUUCUAUCCCACAGUGUUAAAAAGUGACAGUUAUUUUAUCACGUGGAUAAAGAUGGAUAAAGCCAUCCAUAAUACGCCGGCUGAUGGACGUUAAAAAGAACCCCCCACUCAGCGUAAUGCUAAGCCACAGCCACAGCCACAGCGCUGAUUUGGCAAUGUUGCAAGUGGCCCUUCUUAGCGCCACUUGCACCAUCCCACUAACCCGGGGUUAAGCGGUUUAACCGUCAACCCAGUUUCAAAUUGUACUAAUAACCAUGGUAACUCCAGGUUUAAUCGGUUAACCCCGGGUUAGUGGGAUCGUGCAAGUGGCCCUUAGGAGGAUAAAUCUGCAAAACUAAACUAAACUCUCAGGUUAAAGUACUGUUCUAAAACGUUAACUACGCCGCUGUCCCACUCCAUGGAGCUCGAGCGAACUGUUUAUUUGCCUCCACCUUAGCGUUACGCGAAUUCCAAGGACCGAACAUUAACACUAACUGUAUGUAUAUGCACAUACAUUACAUAGGUACAUGUAAACACUUAUAACACUUCAAAAUCUCGCGUUUUGUGCACGAACAUAUACAAAGUGUUAAUUAUACGAACGGUGGCGUAAUAAUUUCAUUGUUUUUACCUUUAAUUCCGACGUUUCAGCUGAGUUGCACCAGCUGUGGUCACGGAAAGACCAUACGAGUGAAUUGCCAAAAAUUUUUACAUAGUUAAGCACCUGUAAUUAGUCUAAAGUUAAUUGCUUCCAUUGUGUUACCACAGUAAAGCCAUUUCUACUUAAGUUAGAUGCAUUAAAGUGUGUUAGCGUAUGCUAUAGACUUAUAUGUGUACGAAUUAAGUACAAUAAAUACAAUACUAUAGUUAAUUUUCGUAACACAAAUGAUUCAAUUAAGUUAAGACUAAUCACAGCUUCUUAACUGCGCUUAAUUACGUAAACAUUUUUUGCAAUUCACUCAUACCACCACCACAGCUGGUACAAAUCGGCUGAAACGUCGGGAUUUAAGGUAAAAAUAACCGUCAAAAACAUUACAUGUAAAAAGAUGUCUCGCAACGCAAUUCUUCUACUAUAAAAAAGUUUUGAGAUGUAAUGUGAAAAGUCGGUUAUUUUAGUCAGUGCCAGGGGGUUUUAAAUCCGUAUCAAUAUUAGAUAUGUUUAAUGUU